Molecule: messenger RNA, 2933 nt
Organism: Fusarium verticillioides 7600
Lineage: Eukaryota; Fungi; Ascomycota; Sordariomycetes; Hypocreales; Nectriaceae
Exons: 2
Coding region: 350-2107 (585 amino acids)
Molecular function (GO): phosphatidylinositol binding
Source: RefSeq, a predicted model, not a curated record
CUGAAGUUCAGCCACGCAAGCACCUUAUCGCCAAGCCACCAUGAUGACAUCAAUCCCGUGCGGCUUGUCACAGAAUCGGGGAUGGCUCCUUGCAGUUCAUGGAACCGGUUUCGAAUUGUCUCGUACGCCACUCAAUGAGUCUAGAAGUGACGAGGCCUCUCAUAUCAGUGAAUCGUCCCUAAUAAAUACCUGUUCGUCUAUUAAAGACAUCUCCCACCCAGAAUUUAAAGAUUCAGUCCACUUAGAUUCUCUCUUAUACCUGACACGAAGCUACCCCGCCAUUGACUCUCAACCUUAAACCUUACAACUUCAACAACACCUACAGCUCUACAUUAGUACCUAUAAUCCGAUGUCGAAUCCUGAGAAAGCUCCCCAGUAUUCUGCUGGCGACCAGCAUGGAGGUGGUCUGCUUCCUACCGCCGACCCUUCUCAGAAUCAACCUCAAGACUCCUCUCUGCCUCCAGCAUACAACCAAGGAUCUGCUGAGCUUCCUGGGGACGAGAAGCCCCGCCAACCCCAAAAUCCCGAUCAACAUGUCCAGUUCGCAGGAUCCCAGAGCCAGCAGCAACCUCCUCCGUUUUCGUCUACUGCCGGAACCGAGCAAUAUCCCAGUGCUGCAGAGGAAAAGCGCCAGCUAGAGCAGCAGUACUUCCCUCCCCCUCCUCCCGGUCCUCCUCCUGCGCAAGACCAACACCAAGCUUCCGCUGCUCACCCGAACCCUCUCCAGGGCAACCCAGUCACCGUACCUCAACAGCAUCAGGAGACUCACCAGCCUUUUGACGCUCAGCAGUCUCAGCAGGCCCAGCAAAACUACGCUAUUCCGCAAUACGACCCUGCUCAUCCUACUUUUGCGCCCCCUCCUACGAAUCAGCCGGCUCAGGCUCAGGAGCCACCCCAACCAAGCCCUACAGCUCCUACCCAUGGUCACGGUUUCGGCCAUAGUCCCGAGACAACCACAGCCCAGGCUUCGACUUCCGCGCAUCCUGAGACACACAAGAAGCCUGGUUGGAGCGAGAAGUUCAGCCAGCUUGGUAUCAAGGCCGCUGCGCCUAUCAACAACUUGGCGCACAAGUUUGGUAGCCAGAGUUUCCUCCCCGAGACUAUCGACAAGGAGUGUGACAAGGCAGCUUCUAUUCUGAAGUCCUUCUGCAAAAACGGUGUCUACGCCGAUCCUAGCUCUAGCCAGGUCCCCACAUCCACAGACCCCAAGGCACAGGAGACUAAUGACGAGAUCAUCGAUCCUACCAAAGAGAAGCCCAAGAAGAGAGUUCUUGUCAACAUCCCUCCCAAGGUCAUCGCCAAGGCUCAAGGUCUCGCUAUCUUCACGACUCUUCGUGCCGGCUACGCUUUCUCGGGUGCCACAGGUUCAGGUAUCCUGAUCUCUCGUCUUCCUGAUGGAUCAUGGGGUCCUCCUUCAGGUAUCCAAGUACACUCCGUUGGCGCCGGUUUCAUGAUCGGUCUUGACAUUUACGACUGUGUCUGUGUGAUCAACAGCCGUGAAGCACUCAACGCUUUCGCCAAGACCCGUGUUGCUUUGGGCAGUGAUCUUGCUGUCGUCGCUGGUCCAUAUGGCGCCGGAGGUGCCGUCGAGAUUGGUGCCGCCAUGGAUGGAAAGAAGAAGGACAAGGAGAACAAGGACGAAGAGGCACCACCCAAGCCUCCCCGCCCUACUGAGGAUAACCAAGGCCUGAAGCCAGAGACCGAUGCCGACAAGAAGAAGAAGCGCCGCAGCUUGAGCACCGGCGCUUUCAAGCCUGUCUUCUCCUACGUCAAGUCCCGCGGUUUCUACGCAGGCAUCCAAGUCGACGGCACCGUCGUCGUCGAGCGCAAGGAUGCCAACGCUGCUUUCUACGGCGAGCGCGUCUCGGUCGAGCAGAUCAUCCGCGGAGAGGUUCCCCGCCAGAGCGGCAUGUGGCCCGCUGGUGCACGCAAUCUUCUCGAGGCUCUGAAGGGUGCUGAGGUCGGAUCUCUCAAGGUCAAUUCCGUGUCUCCGACCGAUCGGGACCCCACUUCGGCGUCGGGGGCUAGUGCGGGACAGACACAGCCUCCGGGAUAUGUCGAUGAUGGAGUUCACCGACCUGAAGUUGGAGAUGUGAAGUAUCGUUAGAGACAAGGAUGGAUAUUAAUGAGAUAUCGCGACUGGGAGAGGUAAUAUUUUAAUCGGUUCCUAGCUAAGCGUCUUCAAUCACAAUGAUACCACCGAAAGUCGCAGUGACAGACAUAUUUCCUCGCGUCAAUCUGAUUGGCCUUCCACACCAUGUUCUCUUUGGCACAGAGUCUGUAAGAACCUUAAUCGCAUGAGAUUUUGUAUUUGUUAUAGGAAAAAUAAAGUCUAUUCUGCCUGAAAGACGGAAAAGACGGAAAGGUUAAGGUGUUGUUUUUGCAGAGUGGCUGAGAUUUAUCUUGUGGGAUGUUGAACUCUCUGUCCAUGUCAGCCGAGGCUUGACUACCUAAUCAUAUAUUUGAUGGCUAUUUGUUGAGAGUUGAUAUUGGCUGCAGGGAAAAUAGAGUAUAUUCUGCCUAAAAGAGGGAAAGCUAAUGUUCUAUUUUGACCGAGUGACUUAGAUCUAUCCUGCGGGAAGUUGAUUGCAAUUGCCGACCAAAUGAAAUGAAUCACCUUAGGUUCCUCGAAGAGGGAUCCAACAACACCUCAAAGAAAUCUGCAGCUGCCGAUGAAAAGGAUAAAGAAAAUCCGAAUCUGUAGUGGCUUAGUGGUGUGAGAUGCCGGGUGAAGGGGUUAAACGAAGCCUUCAGUGUUGAUAAAUAUUAAAGGGCCGGGCACAAUCAGGGUAAUUUCGUGGGGGUUUAAAGGAUUAUUCUGAUAAUACUAUGUUAUUCCAUGAAGUUGACUAGCGCCUGUGGGUAUCUUGAUAUCUUUCUUCCGCAGGUUAAAAAAAAUAUCGUGUUGUCAUCUAUUACCUGUGUUCGCAGCC